Molecule: messenger RNA, 1231 nt
Organism: Oppia nitens
Lineage: Eukaryota; Metazoa; Arthropoda; Arachnida; Sarcoptiformes; Oppiidae
Gene: mts
Product: serine/threonine-protein phosphatase 2A catalytic subunit beta isoform
Exons: 3
Coding region: 69-1172 (367 amino acids)
Biological process (GO): mitotic cell cycle; peptidyl-serine dephosphorylation
Cellular component (GO): cytosol
Molecular function (GO): protein serine/threonine phosphatase activity
Source: RefSeq, a predicted model, not a curated record
CAAUACAUAUAUAUAUAUAUAGAGAGAGAGAGAGUUAUAAUAGACUUAUAGUUAAAACACACAGAAAAAUGUCUGAACCGAUGAGCGAUACGACAUCAACAACACCGUCAACAGUGGCCAACACCUCGGGAUCAAUGGCCACCACCACUACCGCCACUAGUCCGCCGUCAUCACUAUCAUCGGGUACCGGAUCCGCACCCGCGACCACUACACUAGCCGGCAAUCCGCCGCCAGUUACCGCCAAAAUUGAUUACGAUUUCUGUAAAGAGUUGGACGGUUGGGUCGAACAGCUUAUGGAUUGUAAACAACUAACCGAAUCGCAAGUCAGACAACUGUGCGAUAAAGCCAAAGAAAUCCUGUCCCGCGAGAGCAAUGUCCAGGAUGUCAAAUGUCCGGUAACGGUUUGCGGCGAUGUUCAUGGCCAGUUUCACGAUCUGAUGGAACUGUUCCGUAUUGGCGGCCGCAGUCCCGACACAAACUACCUGUUUAUGGGCGACUAUGUCGACAGGGGCUACUAUUCCGUAGAAACUGUAUCACUGUUGGUGGCAUUGAAGGUACGCUACAGGGAUAGGAUUACCAUUUUGCGCGGUAAUCACGAAUCACGUCAGAUAACCCAAGUCUACGGCUUCUACGAUGAAUGUCUCCGAAAGUACGGUAACGCCAACGUCUGGAAGUACUUUACCGAUCUGUUUGAUUAUCUACCGUUGACUGCAUUAGUUGAUAAUCAAAUAUUUUGUCUGCACGGCGGCCUAUCGCCAUCGAUCGAUACAUUGGAUCACAUCCGGGCAUUGGAUCGUCUACAGGAAGUACCGCACGAAGGACCUAUGUGUGACCUACUAUGGUCCGACCCSGAYGAUCGUGGCGGUUGGGGUAUAUCCCCGCGCGGUGCCGGCUAUACAUUCGGACAGGAUAUUAGCGAAACAUUCAAUCAUACUAAUGGCCUGACACUGGUAGCCCGUGCCCAYCARCUAGUAAUGGAAGGCUAUAACUGGUGUCACGAUCGUAAUGUKGUSACYAUAUUUUCGGCACCCAACUACUGUUACCGAUGCGGCAAUCAGGCKGCSAUUAUGGAACUGGACGAUACGCUCAAGUAUUCGUUCUUACAAUUUGAUCCGGCCCCCCGACGGGGCGAACCCCAUGUUACCCGACGCACGCCCGACUAUUUUCUAUAGGCUAUUAAUUAUUAUUAUUAUUAUUAUUAACUAAAACUAAAUGAUUAUUAUUAUUAUUA